AAAAAAAAACAAACAUCUUAGUUGCUCAAAAAAAAAAAAAAAAACAUCUUAUUAUUAUUCCCCAAUCCAUUUCACGGCAGCAGGAUGGCCGGCGGCAACCACCGCAAAACCCGAUGGGAAUCCAACUCCUCCUCCUCCACCGCACUGCCCACCACCACCAACACUAAAUCUCCCUCCGAUAGUAAAUCCAAACCCAACACAAAUAAUUCUAAUCCCAAACCCAACCUUAACCCAAAACCUAACCCUAAUCCCAGCCCCAAACUUCCAAACGAUCACCCUGCCCUAAUCCCCUUUCAAUUCCCUGAACCUGGUCCACCACCACCUCCGGCCUACGGCUUCCACAUGCUAGAACGACGAACCAUCAUCCUCGCGGACGGUAGCGUCCGAUCCUACUUCGCUCUACCUCCUGAUUAUCAAGAUUUCGCUCCCCCACCUCGCCCGAUUGACCGCUUCGCGUAUCCUCCCCGACCCGAUUACCAGAAUCCAAUGGAAGCCGCCUCUGCGAAGAGAAAAUACGGGGAGGAUUGUAGAGAUGAAUUUGCAAGACAAAGGGAACAGCUUUUGCGUAAUGCUAAUGGGUUUGCUAAUAGGGUUCCUGUUGGUGGUGAGUUUCCGGCGGGUCCCAGUGAUUUGAGACCUUCUAAGCAAUUAAGGGUUGAUGGGGUUGGUAGUGGUAAUAAUGCUAGGCAUGUGCAGGUUGAUCAGGAUUCUUUGAAGAAAAAAUUUCUUCACUUUGUUAGGUUGAUAAAUGAUAAUCCUUUGUUGAAGAAGAGUUUGUUGGAGGAUGGAAAACAAGGCCGGGUUCAGUGCAUUGCUUGUGGCAGUGGCAGUAACAGGGCUGCUAAAGAUUUUUCAGAUAUACAUGCUCUCAUUAUGCAUACGUUCAACUCAGAUAAUGCUGAUUUACGUGCUGAUCAUUUGGGAUUACACAAAGCUCUGUGUGUCUUAAUGGGUUGGAAUCACUCAAAGCCUCCUGAUAACUCAAAGGCAUAUCGGUAUCUAUCUGCUGAUGAAGCAGAAGCAAAUCAGGAUGAUCUGAUCAUGUGGCCACCUUUGGUGAUCAUCCACAACACACACACCGGAAAAGGGAGAGAUGGUCGUAUGGAGGGUUUGGGAAACAAAUGGAUGGAUAAUAAACUUAGAGAGCUUGGAUUUGGGGGUGGCAAGUCAAAGGCAUUGUAUGGAAAAGAAGGUCAUUUGGGCAUGAUAUUGAUUAAAUUUGCUGGUGACAAAUCAGGCUUGGAGGAGGCCAUGCGGCUUGGUGAACACUUUAAGAAGGAAAAUCACGGCCGCAAGGACUGGGUUCGCGUGCAGGCCCAAACAUUAGGAAAGGACAAUGAGAAUAACCCAAACCUUGUGAAGUUUGAUGAGAGAAACGGAGAGAAAAGGAGGGUCUUGUAUGGCUAUGUAGGAACUGCUUUUGAUCUUGACAAACUUGAUUUUGACACAAGAAAGAAGGUAGUCAUAGAGAGCCGGAGAGAAUACAAGCCCUCCAUGUAGUUUCCGAACUAGACAUACAUGGAAUGAUUUGUGGAUUGUUCGAUGAAGAAGCUUUUUUCGUUAUGUUGUACUGACUAUUUCGAUGUCCAAUAGGAGGUUUGUUAAAAAAAAAUAAUGUACACUAGGAAGCAACUUUUCCAAUAGUUUUUAUUCUAAUUUUCCUUAUUCAUCUUGAUUUUUCCUGCUGUAGUUAGCAGUAGAAAUUAUGAAGACUUGUUUUCUUUACAGCCAUCUCACAACCUGGAAAGCAUUAAUUUUCUUUUUUACUUUAAAGUCAAUUGGCUGGAAUUGAAAGUCUUUGGUUAUGUCAUUGCUUUUCCCCUUGUUGGGUGGGGGACUGUUUAUGUACAAUUGACCUUUAUUUUUC
Medicago truncatula (barrel medic) is the source of this 1867-nucleotide messenger RNA. RefSeq lists its product as uncharacterized. The coding region runs from base 85 to 1500 and encodes 471 amino acids. NCBI's taxonomy places the organism in Eukaryota, Viridiplantae, Streptophyta, Magnoliopsida, Fabales, Fabaceae. The transcript has 3 exons. The record is from RefSeq and is a predicted model, not a curated record. Gene Ontology annotation, biological process: regulatory ncRNA-mediated gene silencing.